AUGGACGCCGACGAGAAAAAGUCAUUGCCAGAUACGGCAGAAAAGAGGCCCGAAGUCGACAUCGAGGCCGGCGCCACGGAGCUGCAAACAUCCAUGGGCGAUUCUGCUGCUGCGGCUGCUACUCCUCCUCCAGACGCACUCAUCCUCGACCGGCAGCUCGAGAAACAAGUAGUCCGCAAGCUCGACUGGCAUCUGGCACCAAUGUUUGCCGCCCUGUACUUUGUAGCCUACCUCGACCGGAGCAACAUUGGCAACGCCUCCGUCGCCGGCCUCAACACGGACCUGGGCCUCUCGGACCCGCAGUACAGCACCGCCGUGAGCGUCUUCUUCGCCACCUACGUCGCCCUGGAGCUGCCCGUCGUCCUGCUCACGCAACGCGUCGGUCCGCACCGUGCCAUUGCCGUCAUGUGUCUGAGCUGGUCUGCCGUUACCAUUGGCACCGGGUUUGUCAAGGGGUUUGGGGAUCUUAUCGCCACGCGCGUGCUCUUGGGCUUGUGUGAGGCUGGAUUCUUUCCGUGCUUGGUCUUGUAUAUCUCCAUGGUGUAUAAGAAGGAGGAACAGGGUCUCCGUCAAGCCUAUCUAUUCUCUGCUGUAGCCUUAGCCGGCAUGUUUGGCGGUCUUAUUGCCACCGGUAUAACAUAUAUCGGUAGAGUACACGGAUUGGAGUCAUGGAGCUGGCUCUACAUCAUAGAAGGAUGCUUGUCCGUUCUGGCCGCCUUUUGGGUCUUCUUUGGCCUGCCCGCCCGGCCAGCCGAAGCCAAAUUCCUGACAGCGGAGGACAAAAAGGUCAUGGCCGUCCGAGAGGCCCAGCGCGCACAAUACCUGGGCAAUCUUCAUUUCGAGUGGUCCGAGGUGGUAAAGGCAGUGGUUGAUCCCAAAGUCUGGUUUACUGCCUUUAUUCAAUUCUUCCAGGAUAUCAUUUUAUACGGAUUUAGCACCUUUUUGCCUUCAAUCUUGAAACUGGAUCUUGGGUAUACCUCGUUGCAGGCGCAGUACUUGAGUGUACCGGUUUACGCACUCGGGGGUAUAAGCUUCUUGACUGCCGCUUUCUUGAGCGACAAAUGGAGGCGUCGUGGUACUGUGCUUCUAACCCUCGAUAUCUUUGCCGUCAUUGGCUAUGCGAUCCUGCUUGGAGUACCCAACCGCCCGAGCAUUCGCUAUUUUGCGUGCUACAUGAUCGCCAUCCCAAUCUACUGCGGUCCUGGCCUCAAUCAAGCCUGGGUUGGUAACAACAUGGCGCCUCAUUACCGGCGUGCCACGGCAAUCGGCAUACAGCAAACGAUUGGAAAUCUUGCCGGAGUCGUCGCACCUCAGGUUUACCGAGCUGCCCCAUAUCGACUGGGCCACUGGUGCUCUCUUGCUUCUGCCUUGAUCAGCAUGGGUCUCAUUGCUAGUCAGAUUGGCUACUUGUAUAUGCUGAAUCGAAAGAAAUCGCAAAUUUGUCGAGGCGACCGGGCAGACGAUCGCACAGAAACUUCUGGCGAAGGAGACUUGGACUUCCGAUACGUUUACUAG
Messenger RNA from Pestalotiopsis fici W106-1, 1515 nucleotides. RefSeq lists its product as uncharacterized. Gene Ontology annotation, cellular component: membrane. The record is from RefSeq and is a predicted model, not a curated record. Gene Ontology annotation, biological process: transmembrane transport. The transcript is spliced from 7 exons. Lineage: Eukaryota; Fungi; Ascomycota; Sordariomycetes; Amphisphaeriales; Sporocadaceae. Gene Ontology annotation, molecular function: transmembrane transporter activity. Bases 1 to 1515 code for a protein of 504 amino acids.